UCGCGAGAGUUCAGUGCGUUGACUAAAUGCCACGUCGGUUUGAGUGUGAGCAGCAUCUGAUGGUCUUCUUGAAUUGACCGACUGCGCAAAAAAAGCAACAUCACAGCUUUGGCGGACUGUAACGGCGCUGGAGUCGUGUGCGGUGAGCGGACUGAGAUUGUGACAGUGCGCGGUACAGGCGCGUGCGCGAGGCGUUUACAGCAGCAGCAGCAGGAGGAAUGAGGACCUUCAUCAGAUCCCUGUUGCUGAUCACUGUCGGGAUGGUGGUGUGUCAGCAGACGCUCGCUCACUCCCACCACCAUCACGGACACUCGCACGGCGGCGACGGCGGCUGCCACGGACACUCGCACGGAGGGGUCAAGAUGCAUCACGGGGCCAGCAAAUGGAGCGCUGAAGCAAACCUGCCCCACGCUGAAGAGGAGCAUCACGGACACGGACACGAUCACGGGCACGAACACGAUCAUGGGCAUUCACACGAACACGGGCACGAUCAUGGACACUCACACGAUCACGGGCACGAACACGAACACGGGCACGAUCAUGGACACUCACACGAUCACGGGCACGGACACGGACACGGACAUUCACACACACAUGAUCAGGGAGCGGAGCGGCUGAAAGGCAGUGUGGAGGCAGGGAAGCGGAACAUGGUGGAGCUCUGGAUGCAGGCCGUCGGAGCGACUCUGCUGAUCAGCGCUGCUCCCUUCCUCAUCCUCUUCCUCAUCCCAGUGCAGUCAAACACGGACCAGCACCAGAACCUGCUCAAAGUGCUCUUGAGUUUCGCCUCUGGAGGUUUGCUCGGAGACGCGUUCCUUCAUCUCAUCCCUCACGCGCUGGAACCUCAUUCUCAUCACGGCCAGUCGCACGCUAGCGACGACUCGCACGGUCAUUCACACGGUAGCGAGGAGUCGCACGGUCACUCCCACGGUGCUGCCCAUGGUCACAUGAUGUCGGUCGGGCUGUGGGUGCUGGGUGGCAUCGUUGCUUUUCUGGUGGUUGAGAAAUUUGUUCGUCUUUUGAAGGGAGGACACUCACAUUCUCACUCUCACGCUGCUCCAAAGGCGAAAGACAGCGAUGGAGAGGAUGAUGACAAGAAAAGAGAGAAGAAGGGAGGCAAAGAGAAAAACUCUGAAAAGAAACCUGCGAAGAAAACAGUCGAGAAGAGUUCUGAUAUUAAGGUGUCGGGUUAUCUGAACCUGGCUGCCGAUUUCACCCACAAUUUCACGGACGGUCUUGCGAUCGGCGCGUCGUUCCUGGUCAGUCCGGCGGUCGGCGCAGUUACCACCAUCACCAUCCUCUUGCAUGAAGUGCCACACGAGAUCGGAGAUUUUGCCAUUCUCGUGCAGUCGGGCUGCACCAAGAGGAAGGCCAUGUGUCUUCAGCUUCUCACCGCCAUCGGUGCGUUAGCCGGAACCGCCUGCUCCUUAUUGGCCGAAGGGGUGGGUGCCGCGGCGACCGCCUGGAUCCUGCCCUUCACCGCCGGAGGCUUCGUUUACAUCGCCACCGUCACGGUUCUUCCGGAGCUGCUGGUGGGACGCUCUAGCUUCUGGCAGUCGCUGCUGGAGAUCCUGGCUCUGCUGUUCGGGGUGGGAAUGAUGGUGCUGAUCGCCGAGUACGAGUGAGGGACGGCCGGAGCCGCGGUUGAAAGAAGAACCUUUACGAUGAGGUGAAGAGGCCGACUCAUGGUCGCCUCAACCUCUAGAGACUGAGAGUGUGUUGAGAUGAAUGUUAACAAUGACCACAGAAACAAAACAAAUAAAAAACCCAGAAUGAAUGAAUGAGAGAGAGAGAGAGAGUGAAAGAAAAGGAAGUGCUGAACUGCACUCGCUUACCCAAAGACCAACGGGAAUGGAUCAUUUAAUCAUUUUAGGCACAGGAAUCAACCUUCCCAGGGACCAACGGCUAGAAAAUCACGUGCGGUUCUUUAUACCGACGCGGACCGGAUCGGCACGUGGAGCCUCGCUGAAAUUUGACCAUUGUGAUCUGUGUUUGUCAGACAAACGCUCGUGUCUGCAGUCGCUGAAGCACGGCUCCGCUCAUCAGUAGACUGCUUCUCUAGAAAUAUCAGCUGUGUUACAAGAUUAAAUCGUUUAUUGAUUUUGCUUUUCGCACAAUAAAGGUUCAUGUGAUUCUUUCUUAAGCAGCGGGAGUUUCUUUGAUUCCUCUGGUGAAAUAUUCAGCUGUGUAGCCAUUACUCGGUGACAGAAUGACACCGUCCGCUCUUUAACACACACACACGCACACACACUCCACUGAUUUCCCAUGAGUCUCUCAGAGAAAUCUGCAGCUUGAUGAUUCAACUCAUUGGUGAUGGGUUCUUCAGAAUCUUGUUUGCUGAACUUCGGUUUAGUUUUAGUGUUUAAUUCUUUUUCUUUUGCCUGUGGCCAUAAGCAGAUGUUUAGAUCAUUCCUUGAACUUAUUGAAAUGUUCAGUAACCUCCAUCAAUAAUGUAAACCCUUGACAUUCUCACUGAGUGUAAAUCAAGUGUAUCUCUUUACAAACAGAAGUGGAUGCAAUGUUUUGUUCGAUUUCAAUUCAAUAAAAGAGUUGUGGUACAUCUCUAA
Molecule: messenger RNA, 2564 nt
Organism: Labeo rohita (rohu)
Lineage: Eukaryota; Metazoa; Chordata; Actinopteri; Cypriniformes; Cyprinidae
Gene: slc39a7
Product: solute carrier family 39 member 7
Exons: 8
Coding region: 219-1622 (467 amino acids)
Biological process (GO): intracellular zinc ion homeostasis; zinc ion transmembrane transport
Cellular component (GO): membrane
Molecular function (GO): zinc ion transmembrane transporter activity
Source: RefSeq, a predicted model, not a curated record